Messenger RNA from Aspergillus heteromorphus CBS 117.55, 1985 nucleotides. Its product is annotated as phospholipid:diacylglycerol acyltransferase. Gene Ontology annotation, cellular component: perinuclear endoplasmic reticulum; cytoplasm. The record is from RefSeq and is a predicted model, not a curated record. Bases 1 to 1881 code for a protein of 626 amino acids. Gene Ontology annotation, molecular function: phospholipid:diacylglycerol acyltransferase activity. Lineage: Eukaryota; Fungi; Ascomycota; Eurotiomycetes; Eurotiales; Aspergillaceae. The transcript has 3 exons. Gene Ontology annotation, biological process: lipid storage; triglyceride biosynthetic process.
AUGCUCCGUCGUCGAUUGGCCAAGGACGAGUCGGCCGAUUCGCGCGACCCUCUCCAGUCGCCUGAGCCCGAGCCUCCUGCUGCUACUACUAGUACUCCUCCCCGGCCCAAGCUCAAGCACAAGUCCGAGUCCUUCGUCACCAAACCCCGCAGCAAACGCCGCAAUGGCCUCAUCUUCGUCCUCGGUGGCCUCUUCGGUGUGCUUAUGGCUGUUCUCUUUGCCAAUCAGCAGGAUGUGAUCAGUCUCGAUAGCUUAAUGGACCUGAACCUGGAGUCCUUGAUGGAUGUCAUGCCCCAGGGAUUGCUCAAGGAUGCGAGGGAGUUCACCCAACAUGAGCGCGACACGGUCAACUACGAUUCGUUCUCCGUCGGACUGCACCUCCAGUCUCAGGGCGUCAAGGCCAAACACCCCAUGAUCAUGGUCCCCGGGGUCAUCUCCACCGGCCUCGAGAGCUGGGGUACCGACGAAUCCUCCCGCCAGUACUUCCGGCGCAGACUCUGGGGCAGUUGGAGCAUGAUGCGCGCGCUGGUCCUCGACAAGACCGAAUGGAAGAACCACAUUAUGCUGGACAAGGAGACCGGUCUGGAUCCCCCCGGGAUUAAGCUCCGCGCGGCGCAGGGCUUCGACGCAACGGACUUCUUCAUCACUGGUUACUGGAUCUGGAACAAGAUCCUCGAGAACUUGGCUACCAUCGGCUACGACCCGACCAACGCCUUCACGGCCGCCUACGAUUGGCGUCUCUCGUACCCAAACCUGGAGGUCCGCGACCAGUACUUCAGUCGGCUGAAGUCCUACAUCGAGACGGCGGUCCAGGUCGGCGGCGAGAAGGUCACCCUUGCGUCCCACAGCAUGGGCUCACAGGUCGUGCUCUACUUCUUCAAAUGGGUCGAGCACCCCGACCAUGGCGCUGGAGGCAGCACCUGGGUCAACGAUCACAUUGCCAACUGGAUCAACAUCAGCGGAUGCAUGCUCGGCGCCGUCAAGGGUCUCACCGCCGUCCUGUCCGGGGAGAUGCGCGACACGGCCCAGCUCAAUGCCUUCGCCGUCUAUGGCCUCGAGAAGUUUCUCUCCAAGGAGGAACGCGCCGAGAUCUUCCGUGCCAUGCCCGGCAUCAGCAGCAUGCUUCCCAAGGGCGGCGAAGCUGUCUGGGGCAACGCCACCUGGGCGCCAGACGACCUCCCCAACCAGUCCCACUCGUACGGCACCGUGCUCAACUUCCGCGAGUCCAACUCGACCCGCACAUCCAGGAACCUCACCGUCGCCGAAAGUCUGUCCUAUCUCUUCAACGACUCGGAACCCUGGUACCGCAACCAGGUUCUCGGUAGCUACUCGCACGGCGUCGCCCACACGGCCCGCGAAGUCGAAGAAAACGAGAACAACCCCCGCACGUGGCUCAACCCCCUUGAGGCCCGCCUGCCCCUCGCCCCGGACAUGAAGAUCUACUGCUUCUACGGCGUCGGCAAGCCCACCGAACGCAGCUACUUCUACCAGGAGGAGCGCGACCCCCUGGUCAACCUGAACGUCAGCAUCGACACCACCGUUACCAACAACGAUGGCGUCGACCACGGCGUCAUCAUGGGCGAGGGCGACGGCACCGUCAACCUCCUCAGCACGGGCUACAUGUGCGCCAAGGGCUGGCGCAUGAAGCGCUACAACCCCGCCGGCGUCAAGAUCAAGGUCUUUGAGAUGCCACACGAACCGGAUCGGUUCUCGCCCCGCGGGGGGCCUAACACAGGCGACCACGUCGACAUCCUCGGCCGCGCCUCCCUCAAUGACCUCAUCCUCCGCGUUGCGGGCGGUCAAGGCGACCAGAUCGAGGAGACCUUCGUCUCGAAGAUCAAGGAGUAUGCGGACCGGGUGCAGAUCUUCGAUGAUGAGUGAGGGCGUUAAAAAGUUGUUGGGGUCGGUGUGUUUUCAUUCGCUACUAACGUACAUACCUUAUUUUAUAUUAUGAGAUGCUAUAUCAUGCUAGACUUAGAUUCCCG